Messenger RNA from Equus caballus (horse), 2277 nucleotides. RefSeq names its product SET domain containing 9 (gene SETD9). The record is from RefSeq and is a predicted model, not a curated record. NCBI's taxonomy places the organism in Eukaryota, Metazoa, Chordata, Mammalia, Perissodactyla, Equidae. Gene Ontology annotation, molecular function: protein binding.
AUUUGAAAGCUGCUAAGAAAGUAAGUCAAAAGUUCUUAUCACAAGAAAAAUAUUUGUAACUACAUAUGGUGACGGAUGUCAACUAGACUUCUUGUGAUCGUUUCACAAUAUAUGCCUAUACUGAAUCAUUACGUUGUACAUCGAAACUAAUAUAAUGUUACAUAUCCAUCAGGCCUCAAUAAAUAAAUAGUCUACAAAAAAUGGUCCUUUGUACUGGAUGUACACUGUGGGUGAUUAAACCACAUGAUAAAAAUUAAAAAGUAAAAAAAGCACUGGAAAUAUAUACAAAAACCACUUAUAUUUUUAAAAAAUAAGUAUGACUAUAGCUAAGGAUUCAGCUAGUUCUUUCUGGUUCCUUCUAGUCUGGAGACGAUAAAGUCACUGUCUUUUAACGCCGUUUAUUAAUACACCCUGGAACUGAACUGAGUCCAUGUAGCAAAUCAGGUAAAUCUGGAUGAUGCCAAUUUACCAAACCCAGCACCUGGCGGGAAAGCCUCUAGAGUCUGCCAACGUCCUAUAUAUUAGAGUGAAACAGAGACUUUGCCCGAUAUUCUUUCUUUCCUUUGAUUCCCUUCUGGAAUAGAACUAAUGAGUCCUGACGCCUCUUUCCUGCCUGACGUUUCACCAGGUCUGUGUGACUGUUCGGUUGAGACUACAGGUCAGGAUUCACCCUCUCUCAGGCAAAGAACAGGAAAGCGGACUUCCAGUCUGAGGACAGGGCAUCAACAUAUUUAUUUCUCAAUAAGCACUUGUCGAUUUGAAGAUAGCUGAGGGGUUCUUGUAGUCUGCCCCCCGUGGAACGAAGCAGCGUCUAAACCUGUCCCAAAUGUGUGUGUGCAAACACACAAGCGAAUGGAGAACGGAGACGGGGGCCUCCUUCGGCUCCACGCCCGUCUCAUUCACCGAGCUGGGGUCGAGAACGCGGCGGCACGGAGGCCACGGCGGCAGGAGCCGGGGUACCCGGGACACCGAGCGCCGCGCUGAGGGCGGAGAGGCGGCGGGGCGGGGCGGCAGGCCUCCCCUCCUCCCCGGGCCGGGGCGGGCCCGAGCCCGCGACCCACCUCUCCGGCGCCGUCCCCGUCACGGCGCCGCGGGACAGCCAUGCCAGGCCGCCUGCUGCGGGGUCUGUGGCAGCGAUGGCGCCGUUACAAGUACCGCUUCGUACCUUGGAUCGCGCUGAACCUGAACCACAACCCGAGGACCCUCCGAUAUGUUCCAGAGGAAUCCAAAGACAAAAUUAUCUCAGAUGAAGAUGUCCUAAAAACAUUACUGAAAGUUUUCCAGGCUCUGUUCAUAAAUGAUUUCAAUAAACAAUCAGAUAUCUUGACUGUGCUUCCAGAAGUUGUUAAAUCAAAGUAUCAAGACCUACUGUCAGUUCAACAUCCAAGGCUGAAAUUGCUUGAACACAGAUAUCAACAGCAAAAUAUCUUUAAACCAGAAGAAAUUCUUUAUAAGACAUUGGGUUUCAGUAUUGCUCGAGCAACUAGUUCAUUGAUUUCUGCUGGAAAAGGUGUCUUCGUUACUAAAGGAUUGGUACCAAAAGGCGCGGUUGUAUCUAUGUAUCCUGGUACAGUAUAUCAGAAGUAUGAGCCAAUCUUUUUCCAAUCCAUUGGAAAUCCAUUUAUUUUUAGAUGCUUAGAUGGGAUACUCAUUGAUGGAAAUGACAAAGGAAUAUCAAAAGUCGUAUACAGAUCUUGCAAUGGGAGGGAUCGACUUGGCCCUUUAAAAAUGAGUGAUAGUACAUGGCUAACGUCAGAAAUUCACAAUCCACUGGCCGUAGGACAGUAUGUAAACAAUUGUUCAAAUGACAGAGCAGCUAAUGUCUGUUAUCAGGAAUUUGAUGUGCCUGCAGUUUUCCCUAUAGAGCUGAAGCAGUAUCUUCCAAACAUUGCCUACAGCUAUGACAAGCAAAGCCCCCUUCGAUGUGUCGUUCUUGUUGCACUCAGGGACAUCAAACAAGGAGAAGAGCUUUUUUCAAACUACUAUACAAUUGUCAGCUAACUCUAUGAAUUAGAAAUUAGGAUUUAUACUCAGCUGUUGAGUUAAUUUAAAUGUUUUUUGUUAAUUGUUUCUCUGAGUUUCACCUAAAGAACAAAUAUUUUGAGACCUAAUCGGAAUGGGAGUUUUUUGUUUUUAUUGAUAUUAUAUUUAUGUUUCAAUUUCAUGAUAAAAGCUAUCUGCUGCGUUAUAAUUUCAAAUUUGCAAUGCAAUUUUAAUUGGUUUUCACCUGGAUACACAGAAGCUUAUUAAAUUAAAAUCUACUGCCUGAACUUAGAA